Molecule: messenger RNA, 1975 nt
Organism: Salvelinus sp. IW2-2015
Lineage: Eukaryota; Metazoa; Chordata; Actinopteri; Salmoniformes; Salmonidae
Source: RefSeq, a predicted model, not a curated record
UAUGCAUAAAGUAUAUCAUGUUGCAGAUUUCUCCGAACCCCUUUCAUAAAAUAUAAUAAYACUUCAACCUUGUGCACAAUAGAAAAAGUAAAAUAUCCCUUUCAACCUUACAGUGCAGUAAAACGUAUACAGCAAUAUCGUACAGGGAGGACUGGUAAUGCACAUUUGAAGGAAAACUUUAAAGUUGAACACUCAAGAAAAAACGAUCUUAUAAAAAAAAGUACAUGUCAUGUUUCAACAGAUUUCAAGCUAAUCUUAUUAUUUAACGUUUGUUAACUUUUGUCUCUGAAGUGUCUAAGGGCACUAUAAAGGGUCCAUAUAAAGGGUUAACUCCAUCCCCUUACUGUUCCAAAGUGCAUAGCAAUAUUGUGUGACGCAGAAAUUGUACUGUAGAUAUAACUUCACUCAGUGAAACUUCAGUGGAGAGACAUAGUAUAUUGAGCACACUAUCGCAAACUCUUUGGAAAUCUCUUAAAACGCUAAACAUGAUCAACUUUUAAUAAUACAGACAGAAGGAACAAAGAAAAUAGCCACAAACAGAUUUGGAAACCUCCAGCAGUCGCCUGUCUGUGCUCAGUCUGUCUACAUGUGUUUACUGAGCCAGUCACCACUUCAUAUGGACACAACUUCUGCAAGGCCUGUAUCAGCGGGUAUUGGGUUACCACUGACCUGAGCCAGUGUCCAAUGUGUAAGGAGAAAUUCUACAGAAGACCUGAGCUUUGUGUCAACACAAUGUUGAGAGGUUGCAGAAAAUGUUAAGAUAAUGAUCAACGGUCAAAAUGAGUCCUCUGCCUAACCUGGAGAAGUGUCCUGUGACAUCUGCACGGGGAAGAGACCCUGAAGUCUCAGCUUUAAAGAGACACAAGCUGAUCAAUCCUGUGCAGAACCUAGAAGACAAGAUGUGUAAGAAGCACAACAGACCUCUAGAGCUGUUCUGUAGGACUGACAAGAUGUGUGUGUGUCAGUUCUGCACAGACCACAAGUGUCAUGACACUGUCCCUCUAGAGGAAGAGCGUGGAGAGAGGAAGGCUCAGCUUAGGAAGACUGACGCAGAAGUGCAGCAGAUGAUCCAGGAGAGACUGAAAAAGGUUCAGGAGAUCAAACACUCAGUAGAUCUCAGCAAGAGAGAGGCAGAGAGAGAGAUAUCAGACAGUGUACAGGUCUUCACUGAUCUGGUGCGCUCCAUUGAGAGAAGCCAGGCUGAGCUCAUUGAGGUGAUUGAGGAGAAGCAGAAAGCAGCAGAGAGGCAGGCUGAAGGGCUCAUUAAAGAGCUGGAGCAGGAACUCACUGAGCUACAGAGGAGAAGCACUGAGCUGGAGCAGCUCUCACACACUGAGGACCACCUCCCUCCUCCAGAGCUGUCCAUCCCUCUGCACCCCUCCACCCACCAAAGUCUGGUCUGAGAUCAGCGUUCACAGUGAUCUGUGUGUGGGGACUGUGAGGAGAGCUGUGUCUCAACUGAAGGAUACACUAAAUAAAGAUAUGAUGAGUGAAGUGAAGAAGUUGUGUGAUGCUGAGUUGAAGAGGAUUCAGCAGUAUGCAGUGGAUGUGACUCUGGAUCCUGAUACAGCACAUCCCUACAUCAUCAUGUCUGAAGAURGGAAACAMGUGAGACAUGGAAAAACAUCAAUUAAUCUUCCUGACAACCCAAAAAUGUUUGAUUGUUUUGGCAAUGUUUUGGGAAAAGAGGGCUUCUCCUCAGGGAGAUUUUACUAUGAGGUGACUGUCAAUGGGAAGACUGACUGGACUUUAGGAGUGGCCAGAGAGUCCAUCAACMGGAAGGGGAAAAUCACACUGACCCAUGAGAAUGGAUACUGGACUGUGUGGCUGAGGAAUGGAAAUUAGUACAUUGCUAACUCUAGCCCCACUGCCCCCCUCUCCCUGAAAGAGAAUCCCCAGAAGGUGGGGGUGUUUGUGGAUUAUGAGGAGGGUCAGGUCUCCUUUUAUGAUGUGGAGGCCAGGUCUCAUAUCUACU